UCAAGACGCAAAUGCCCAUAUUCGAGCGAGGAUGGAAGCCUCAGCCGCCUGAUCCAUACUGGUCUCUGCCAGAGAACCAGGGGGGUCCAUCGCGAAAGCCCAAACUUGCACCAGGCAGGCCAGGACUGCCCCCAAAGGCACCACCACCGAGCCCUUUCAUGGCCAAGAUGAGUGUGUGGGUGACGGUCGCGACUAUCCCACUGAUUUUGGGGUAUACAGUCUUUUACCAAGACUUUGGGUCGGGAGAGCAUAUCUACUCUGCGCCACGCCGAUGGCUCAAGCGACAACAGGAAGCGUUCUACACUCUCACACCGGAACAAGAGCGGCUCGCUGGGGUGUCGCGAUCCGCAGAGCUUCCAGCUCAGCAACUGGUAGAGCAAGCAGAGACAGCCCCCGUGGGAUCAGUCGCAGAACCGACAGUGAAGAGCAGAACAUGGAGCUCCUGGUCCUGGAACACCUCACCUGCAAGAUUAAAAGCAUCUAUUCCUCCAGCUGAGAUCGUCCCCCCUCCUCCGAGCACACCUCCAGCCCCGGUGCAGGAGCCUGCAAAACGCUCUUGGUGGGGGACAACAUCAGCCCCUGCGCAGGUGACUGCGUCUGCCUCUGCGCCUGCCGCAGUUCCUGAAGUGCAGGAGCCGGCAGCGAAGGAGGGUGGAGGGACGGGAGGGACGCUGUCCGAGGCGGAGAUGGAGAAGCUCAGCCAGCGUUUGAGCCGCCGGGGAUGGGGACCAAUUAAGCUUAUCUGAUGUAAUGUCACGUUAUUGUCAAGUCUGGGUAUGGCGUAAAUGUUUUAAUCAGU
Messenger RNA from Dacryopinax primogenitus, 799 nucleotides. RefSeq lists its product as uncharacterized. Lineage: Eukaryota; Fungi; Basidiomycota; Dacrymycetes; Dacrymycetales; Dacrymycetaceae. The transcript has 3 exons. The record is from RefSeq and is a predicted model, not a curated record. Bases 159 to 746 code for a protein of 195 amino acids.